Helianthus annuus (common sunflower) is the source of this 1438-nucleotide messenger RNA. RefSeq names its product protein DJ-1 homolog D. The coding region runs from base 113 to 1294 and encodes 393 amino acids. The record is from RefSeq and is a predicted model, not a curated record. NCBI's taxonomy places the organism in Eukaryota, Viridiplantae, Streptophyta, Magnoliopsida, Asterales, Asteraceae. The transcript is spliced from 5 exons.
AAAAAAAAAAUACAGAAGUGAGUGAAGCGGCAUCAGUAUAGAGACAAAACACUUCCAGUAUCUUCUUCGUAGUAAACCCUUGUCCACAAUUUGGGCUCAACAAUUAUCUCUAAUGGCGAAUCCAAAGAAGGUUUUGAUGAUAUGUGGCGAUUACAUGGAAGACUCUGAGGCGAUGGUUCCGUUUCAGGCAUUGCAAGCUUACGGAUUAUCCGUCGAUGCUGUUUGCCCUGGUAAAAAGUCCGGCGAUAUUUGUCGCACUGCUAUUCAUCAGGGUUCUCCUCACCAGACAUAUUCCGAGUCGCGUGGUCACAACUUCACUCUCAAUGCCACGUUUGAUGAAAUUGACGCAAACACAUAUGACGGAUUGGUUCUACCAGGAGGACGUGCUCCAGAAUAUCUCGCUAUGAAUGAAUCAGUUCUUAACCUGGUCACACAUUUUGCAAAAUCUGGAAAACCCAUUGCCUCCAUUUGUCAUGGGCAACUUAUAUUGGCGGCUGCUGCUGCUAAAGCUGAUGUAAUAAAAGGUCGAAAAGUUACAGCAUAUGCGACUGUGGGACCCGUGCUUGCUGCUGCUGGUGCUCAUUGGGUACACCCCGAGACAUUGGCAUCAUGUACCGUUGAUGGAAAUCUAAUUACUGCAGCUAGUUACGUUGGUCACCCCGAGUUUAUCCGUCAUUUCAUCAAGGCAUUAGGAGCUACUGUAGUUGGUUCCAACAAACGCAUUCUAUUCCUCUGUGGGGAUUACAUGGAAGACUAUGAGGUAAUGGUUCCUUUUCAGUCCCUUGAAGCUCUUGAAUGCUGCUAUGUAGAUGCGGUUUGUCCCGAAAAGAAAGCGGGUGAUACAUGCCCUACAGCUGUCCACGAUUUCGAGGGGGACCAAACAUACAGCGAAAAAACUGGCCAUGAUUUCACACUAACUGCCAACUUCCACGACGUCGAUGCUUCAACUUAUGAUGCUCUUGUCAUCCCUGGAGGUCGAGCUCCAGAAUAUCUCGCACUAGACCCCACGGUCAUUAAGCUGGUUAAACAUUUUAUGGAUUCUGGAAAGCCCGUCGCAUCCAUCUGCCAUGGUCAACAGAUUCUCUCCGCUGCUGGUGUUCUCAAGGGGAAGAAAUGUACUGCAUAUCCUGCAGUCAAACUAAAUGUGGAACUAGGUGGGGCGACCUGGUUAGAACCGGAUCCAAUAGAUCGUUGCUUUACGGAUGGAAAUCUAGUAACGGGAGCAGCCUGGCCAGGUCAUCCUCAGUUCAUCGCUCAGUUCAUGUCGUUGCUUGGCGUAAAGGUAUGUUUCUAGUAUGAUGUUUGUGUUUUAUACAUCCUACCUAGGGUAUGUUUGUAACCGCAACCACCAUACAUUUUCUUGUAUAAGUAAUGUUUGUUGCAACCUUACACCAUGAUAAUAAGUUUCUAAUAUGGUGAGUUGAUCGCAACCAAGCAA